Messenger RNA from Chenopodium quinoa (quinoa), 1746 nucleotides. Its product is annotated as mitochondrial phosphate carrier protein 3, mitochondrial-like. Bases 117 to 1223 code for a protein of 368 amino acids. Gene Ontology annotation, cellular component: mitochondrial inner membrane. Gene Ontology annotation, biological process: mitochondrial phosphate ion transmembrane transport. The record is from RefSeq and is a predicted model, not a curated record. Gene Ontology annotation, molecular function: phosphate transmembrane transporter activity. NCBI's taxonomy places the organism in Eukaryota, Viridiplantae, Streptophyta, Magnoliopsida, Caryophyllales, Amaranthaceae. The transcript has 6 exons.
UACUGCGCCUACCACUGACCCAUAUCGCUGAAUCGAACAAAGAGAGAGAAAAAGAAGAGUUGGAAACAAAAUUUCCUCAUUUUCUCUCUCUUCGAAGCUUUUGAAUCUCAGCAACAAUGGCGGUCUCUGAAAACGCUAGGAAAUCUCUUCUUCCUUCGUUCCUUUACUCCUCUAAGGGCUUUGCUGGGCUUGACCAAGUCGCUGUUAACAGCAUGAAUGCUAACCCUAAUUUGUCGGAAAAUGGCGCACCACAAUUGAAUAGCUUUGUGAUUCCAUCGCCUUCUGAGCCACCGAGGAAGAUUGAGAUGUAUUCGCCUCAGUUUUAUGCUGCGUGUACUGCUGGUGGUAUUCUUAGCUGUGGUCUUACUCAUAUGGCUGUUACUCCUCUUGAUCUUGUCAAAUGUAAUAUGCAGAUUGAUCCAGCCAAGUACAAGAGCAUCAGCUCUGGUUUCGGUGUUUUGCUCAAGGAGCAGGGAGUUAGGGGCUUCUUCAGGGGUUGGGUGCCCACACUUUUUGGUUACAGUGCUCAGGGUGCUUGCAAAUUUGGUUUCUAUGAAUUCUUCAAGAAGUACUAUUCUGACAUUGCUGGCCCAGAGUAUGCUGCGAAGUACAAGACAUUGAUCUACCUUGCUGGUUCAGCAUCAGCUGAAGUUAUUGCUGAUAUCGCCCUUUGCCCUAUGGAGGCAGUAAAAGUUAGGGUGCAAACCCAACCUGGUUUUGCUAGAGGAUUGUCUGAUGGUCUCCCUAAGUUUAUCAAGUCUGACGGAGUUGGCGGGCUAUACAGGGGAUUGGUACCACUUUGGGGUCGCCAGAUUCCAUACACAAUGAUGAAGUUUGCAUCAUUUGAAUUGGUUGUUGAGCAGCUUUAUAAGCAUGCUAUCCCUGUGCCAAAAAGUGAGUGCAGCAAGCCUUUGCAACUCGGUGUCAGUUUUGCUGGUGGUUAUAUCGCUGGUGUUUUCUGUGCUAUUGUCUCACAUCCCGCUGACAACCUUGUGUCUUUCCUUAACAAUGCUAAGGGAGCUACUGUUGGUGAUGCUGUGAAGAAGAUGGGUCUGUUGGGUCUUUGUACUCGUGGACUUCCUCUCCGUAUUGUCAUGAUUGGUACCCUCACUGGAGCACAAUGGGGUAUCUAUGAUGCGUUCAAAGUUUUCGUUGGCCUGCCGACAACUGGUGGUGCGACUCCUCCCCCUGCUGCCACCGAAAUCACACCUGCAAAGGUAUGAAGAUGUUGACGAUAGAGAAGUAUCAGCUUUAGUGGCUUUAAUCGGACAUUUUUGGAUGUGUGGAGAAGUGUUAAUAAACAACAGAACCACUGAAUGCUCACUGGAUGGUGGGAGAGAAUUUUUGUUUUCUUAUUUAAAUUCAUGACUAUGUUAAACUUCUAGUAGCUCUGGGCAAUACUUUUGACGAGGAUGCUUUUGUUCUCAUCCUUUCUGAAACUCUUUUGAGUAUGCAUAUUAGACCAUUUAUAGAUCAUUGUUUUGAUGGAUUUGCCCAAUAGGAACCGGCGACAGAGAAAUGACAUAAUAUUGGAGAUUCUACUUCGUUAAUUUUUUUUGGCUAGAGCUGUUGCUGGAUCUAGCUAAUGUUUGUUAUCUAUGGUUCAUUCCAGUGAGCAUAUUUGGGUUCUACCAUUUUAUAUUCGGUAUUUCUUUUUACUUGUAUUGUUCUUCUCUCUUACUGUAAUAGCCAAAAUGGGCUAGGGAAAUUUCUUGGUCUAAUUUCUAAUAAAUCUGUAUUGCUUCA